AUGUACGACAGAGGAGCGAAUUACGAGUCUGAAUCCCACAGACCGACCAUCAGAGCGCUGCUCGUCGUCGCAUAUUCCGUUAUUAUCAUCAUCUCGCUGUUCGGAAACGUGGUGGUUUGUCACGUUGUUAUUAAGAAUAAAAGGAUGCACUCAGUGACAAGUUUGUUCAUCAUGAAUUUAGCCAUUGCUGACAUUCUUAUAACUCUCCUCAACACGCCUUUUACACUGGUGGUGAUGCAUCCAAUGAAGCAGCGGAUGUCUCGGCUUCAGGGCAUAGCCUGGAUCGGUGUCGUCUGGGUCAUGGGGUCCUGCUUCUCUCUACCUCAUGCCAUCUAUCAGAAACUGCUGCGCUUUGAAUUUGUCAAUAACAGAGUGCGGAUGGUAUGUCUGCCCAGCUUUCCACAUCCCUCCGAUCUCUUCUGGAAGUAUCUGGAUCUUGCCACCUUUGUCCUGCUCUAUGUAUUGCCUUUAGCAAUUAUCUCCUUAUCGUACCUUGUGGUUGCCAAGAAGGUCUGGUUCCGGAAUGCUGUCGGUGAUGUCACGCUGGCUCAAUCGGCCGCUCAUCGCAGAAGGAAGAAGACAACUUUGAAAAUGCUAAUUGCAGUGGUGGCCGUGUUUGCAGUCUGCUGGUUUCCUCUAAACUGUUACAUUGUGCUGCUGUCAAGUAAAGUGAUCCAGGCUAACAAUGCCCUGUACUUCAUCUUCCACUGGCUGGCCAUGAGCUCUACCUGCUAUAACCCCUUUAUAUACUGCUGGCUAAAUCACAGCUUCCGUGCCGAACUCAGAGCCCUGCCUCUAAUUGGCCGUAUAGCCAAGGGAAAUGCCAUCCAGCAAGCCUAAGGAAGCUCCCAAGAUUUUGCCGUUCUAUUUUUUCUUUUAAAAUUCUGUUGUUUUUAUAAACGCAUAUUCACAUAAGAAAGCACUGUAGCAGAUCAUCUCUCUCACCU
Sinocyclocheilus grahami is the source of this 947-nucleotide messenger RNA. Its product is annotated as probable G-protein coupled receptor 83. Gene Ontology annotation, molecular function: neuropeptide receptor activity. The transcript has 3 exons. Bases 1 to 840 code for a protein of 279 amino acids. NCBI's taxonomy places the organism in Eukaryota, Metazoa, Chordata, Actinopteri, Cypriniformes, Cyprinidae. Gene Ontology annotation, biological process: neuropeptide signaling pathway. The record is from RefSeq and is a predicted model, not a curated record. Gene Ontology annotation, cellular component: plasma membrane.